This is a messenger RNA of Lactuca sativa (garden lettuce), 2496 nucleotides long. RefSeq names its product transcription factor GAMYB. NCBI's taxonomy places the organism in Eukaryota, Viridiplantae, Streptophyta, Magnoliopsida, Asterales, Asteraceae. The record is from RefSeq and is a predicted model, not a curated record.
GGUACUCCAUCCUCAUCUAUCUCCUAUUUUUCCUCUUUAUUUGCCAUCUCUCUCUCUCUCUCCUCUCUCUCUCUCUCUUCAUUCCAACAUUGCUUCUUCUCAUAGCCCUUUACGCCUCUCUCUCUCUCUCUCUCUCUCUCUCUCUCUCUCUCUCUCUCUCUCUCUCUCUCAUUUUUUUUAUUUUGAAUCCCAAAUGUUGAUGAAAUCUGUAUAUAUGUGUAUGUAUAAGUGUAAUCCUUGAAAAAUUCUAUGAUUGGAUCCUCGGUCUUUUUCUUUACUGAUCACGGCUAGGGUCUGAGAAACGAAUUAAUCCUGUAUCCCUUUCCUCAAACCAUUCACUUUGACAUUGGUGUUCCUCUUGUUCUGCUUCUUCUUAUUAUUUUUUCUUUUUUUUUCUUUUUGAUUUUCGAUUGUCCCAUUCCGUUUGCUUUUGAUUUCAACUAGAUCUGCAUAUGGGUCUAUUAUUAGGGGAUAUAUAGAUUCUUUUUACGGUAUUUUAGCUACUACCAGAUUUGAAUUCAGCAAUCAAGUGUUGGAAUUGAGGAUUUUAGUUUGAUAUUGAAUUCAUCGUAAUUCCAGCGAAGUUUGUGGCUUUAGCUGUUAGUUGUGUUUCUUUUUUUGCUUAUUAGAUUGAAUUCAAUUUACAGUUUCUAUCAGUGUGUCCACCAUUUAUUGUUUGUCCAAUGACGAGGAAUUGAUAUUUCUUCAGCAAUCUAGCGUUCUUCGUUAAGAUGAGCAACAUGACAAGUGAAAGCGAGGAGAGAAUAAAUUCACCGAAUGAUGAAGCCAGCAGUGAAAGAAACAUGAUAGGAAAUGGGACACUGAAGAAAGGUCCAUGGACAUCUGCUGAAGAUGCAAUUUUGGUGGAUUAUGUGAACAAAAACGGAGAGGGGAAUUGGAAUGCUGUUCAGAAGCACUCUGGGCUUUCUCGUUGUGGUAAAAGCUGUCGUUUAAGGUGGGCAAAUCACUUAAGACCUGAUCUCAAAAAAGGUGCCUUUACACCAGAGGAGGAACGCCGGAUCAUUGAACUCCAUGCUAAAAUGGGGAACAAAUGGGCACGCAUGGCUAUUGAGUUACCCGGACGUACAGAUAAUGAAAUCAAGAAUUUCUGGAACACAAGAACCAAGAGACGACAGCGUGCAGGUUUACCGAUUUACCCUCCAGACGUAUGCCUCCAAACACUAAACGACAACACACAAUCCCAAAACAUGGGCACAUUCCCAAAUGGAGAUACAUCAUCAUCACAUCCUGAAAUCUUGCCAAAUAACAACUUCCAAAUCCCAGCAGUGGAGUUCAAGAAUUUAGGAUUAAGCCAUGAGUUAUUUGCCCCAAGCCUCCUGGAUAAUUUUCUUGAUAUUCCCGGAAAUACCCUCCUCGGAUCCAAUUUCCUAUUCCCGAUUUCACAUCCUCCCAAAAGAAUCAGAAGAUCCGAUCCAUCAUAUCCCAUCUAUGAUGGUGGUUUGAAUGAUAUUUUUCAAUAUGAAGAUUCGUCCUUUUCAGGCAGCCAUGCCUUUUUAAAUGGCAACACUUCUUCUUCUGAUCCCAUUUCAUGGGCCACGAAGAUGGAGCUCCCUUCACUCCAAUAUUCUUCUACCCAAAAAAUGGGUAGCUGUGGUGCACCUUCUUCCCCGCUGCCUUCUCUUGAAUCUGUUGAUACUUUGAUCCAAUCUGCUCUGAUUGGUCAUCAAAAGUCGGAUAAUAGGAACAGCGGUUUGUUGGAAGCAGUGCUCUACGAAUCACAAACUUUGAAAACCUCAAAUUCGAAGAAUUCCAAUUCUAAUUCCAAUUCCAAUGAUGCUGCUGCUGCCUGUUCAUCUGAUGAUGAUGACUGGGAAGCUUAUGGGGACCCCAUGUCACCCUUGGGUCAUUCUGCUGCAUCGGUCUUCAGUGAAUAUACUCCUCAUACCUCACUCGAUGAACAUCAUGAUCAAUCCCUCGAGGCUAUUUCAGUGAAGCAGGAAGCAGCAGCAGCAGCAGCAGCAGAUGAAUCUGGUGGUCAGCAAUUGGAGAGAGAAGACAAUGACAUGAUGAUGAAGUAUUGCAGGCCAGAUUUGCUUCUGGAUUCUCCCUGGUUCGGUGGUGGUGGUGGUUCCACUUCCACUUCAAACAAAGACCAUUGUGGGCUGCUAAUCGACCCUCUCAGUGCACUUUUUCCUGAUGAUUUUUGCAACGUCUCGUCUAUGCCUGGGCCUUCUUCACCCUUUGAUGUUUGAUGUGUCGUGCAAAUGAAGAUGAAAUCUGUUAAAUACUUUGAGAAUUUUCUGGUAUGGAUCCAUUGUGAGGAUCUUAUUUGGUUAAAUGUUGAUUAGACCUCAGAUCCUUUCCUUUACAUUUCUACUACUUCGGAGUUUCGACCUUUGAUUUGACUUUCUCAUGUUAUAGACUUGUUUUGGCUAUAUUUCCACUAAAAAUGUUCAUCAAUAAUGUGUUCCCUAACAAUUUUACAACUGGAUAUUGGAAAUAUAUUGUAUUCAAAUCUACUUUAACAUUGUGCUA